Molecule: messenger RNA, 3989 nt
Organism: Conger conger (European conger)
Lineage: Eukaryota; Metazoa; Chordata; Actinopteri; Anguilliformes; Congridae
Product: integrin beta-1-like
Exons: 17
Coding region: 366-2777 (803 amino acids)
Biological process (GO): cell adhesion mediated by integrin; cell-matrix adhesion; integrin-mediated signaling pathway
Cellular component (GO): cell surface; integrin complex; focal adhesion
Molecular function (GO): C-X3-C chemokine binding; integrin binding; collagen binding involved in cell-matrix adhesion
Source: RefSeq, a predicted model, not a curated record
AUAAAGCAAGGAUGAUUGCUGAGUUGUCUCUUCAGUCCCCAAUCUAAAUUAGGUACGGAGGGAUUCUAACGGUUUUUGUGGGAAGAUUUGAUGCUGUGAAGGGCAUCUGGACCCGUUUGCACCCUGACUCAUUUUCAGUCCGAGCUGUUUAUCUAUUUCCCGUAUCGCAUCGGAGCGGCGUAAAAUGGUCUAAGAAGAGGAGUGAACAUUUGUGAUAUUUUCCAAGAAAAAGUAGCCUAUCCAGCUCAGCGCAGAAGAGUUGCCGUCUGAACCGGGGUCGUUUUAAAGGAUUGUGUGGACCACCCUGUCACCACAUCCACGUAUGUCGCUUUAAAAGCGGGAAAACAACGAUCUGGCGUUUUAAGAUGGACCUAAAGGUACUUUUUAUAGCAACUCUCUCGGGGAUAAUUUGUUACAGCUGUGCCCAGCAAGAAGGGAAUGACUGCAUCAAGGCCAAUGCAAAAUCCUGUGGAGAAUGCAUUCAAGUUGGAGAGAAGUGCGGGUGGUGUACAGACCCAGAGUUUCUGAAGCAGGGAGAGCCCACGUCAGCCCGCUGCGAUGAGCUGGAGUCGUUGAAGAAGAAGGGAUGUAACGUGACUCUGAUUGAGGACCCCCGGGGGAGUCAGACCAUCAACAAGGACGUGCCGGUCACCAACCGUAAUAAGAACGGGGCGGAGAAACUCAAACCCGAGGAGAUCACACAGAUCCAGCCACAGAAGCUCACCCUCAACCUCCGCUCUGGUGAAGCCCAGUCCUUUAAUCUCAAGUUCAAAAGGGCAGAAGACUACCCCAUUGAUCUGUACUACCUUAUGGACCUCUCUUUCUCCAUGAAAGAUGACUUGGAAAAUGUUAAAAACCUGGGAACAAGUCUGAUGGUAGAAAUGUCAAAGAUUACCUCAGAUUUCAGAAUUGGGUUUGGCUCCUUUGUGGAGAAGACAGUCAUGCCCUACAUCAGCACCACCCCAGCCAAGCUCCUGAACCCCUGCACCGGGGACCAGAACUGCACCAGCCCCUUCAGCUACAAGAACGUGCUCAAACUGACCAGCGACGGGAAGCAGUUCAACACUCUGGUGGGCCAGCAGCAGAUCUCUGGGAACCUCGACUCCCCCGAGGGCGGCUUCGACGCCAUCAUGCAAGUGGCGGUCUGCGGCGAAGCGAUUGGCUGGAGGAACGUGACUCGCCUUCUUGUGUUCUCCACCGACGCUGGCUUCCACUUCGCAGGAGAUGGGAAACUGGGCGGGAUUGUGCUGCCCAACGAUGGGAAAUGCCACCUGGAGAACAACAUGUACACCAUGAGUCACUACUAUGACUAUCCCUCAAUCGCUCACCUGGUACAGAAACUCAGCGAUAACAACAUUCAAACCAUCUUUGCCAUCACUGAGGAGUUCCAGCCCGUUUACAAGGAACUGAAGAAUCUCAUUCCAAAGUCUGCCGUCGGGACUCUCUCUGCCAACUCCAGCAAUGUCAUCAAUCUCAUUAUUGAUGCUUACAAUUCCCUGUCCUCAGAGGUGAUUCUGGAGAACAGCAAGCUUCCCGAUGGGGUGACGAUCACAUACCAAUCCCGCUGUAAGAACGGCGUGGUGGGAGAAGGAGACAACGGCAGGAAGUGUUCCAACAUCUCCAUCGGGGACGAGGUGUCAUUCAAAAUCAGUGUCGAAGCACACAAGUGCCCAAAGCACGGCCAGUCAGAGACCAUCAAAAUCAAGCCCCUGGGUUUCACAGAGGAGGUGGAGAUUGUCCUCAACUUCAUAUGUGAGUGCGACUGCCAGGCUGGUGGAGAGAAGAAUAGUCCCAUCUGUCACAACGGGAACGGAACAUUCGAAUGUGGGGCCUGCAGGUGCUAUGAAGGGCGCAUUGGCAGACAGUGUGAGUGCCGCACCGAUGAUGUCAACAGCGACGACCUGGACGCCAACUGUCGGCGUGACAACGGCACUGACAUCUGCAGCAACAAUGGGGACUGCAUAUGUGGCCUGUGCGAGUGCAAGAAGAGGGACAACCCAGAGGAGCGCUACAGCAGCAAGUACUGCGAGUGUGACAACUUCAACUGCGACCGCUCCAACAACAAGCUCUGCGGAGGGCACGGUCGCUGCGAAUGCCGGGUGUGCAUCUGUGAAGCUAACUACACGGGCAGCGCCUGCGACUGCUCCUUGGACAACACCACCUGCCACGCCUCCAACAAGCAGGUCUGCAACGGGCGGGGCAUCUGCGAAUGCGGCACCUGCAAGUGCACCGACCCCAAGUUCCAGGGCCCCACCUGCGAGAUCUGCCCCACUUGCCCCGGGAUCUGCGCAGAGCACAAGGACUGUGUGGAGUGCCGGGCCUUCGGGACAGGGGAGAAGAAGGACAAGUGUGAGGAGGAAUGCAGCUACUUCAAAAUGAUAAAGGUCCCGGACCAGGACAAGCUGCCCCAGCCCGUGCAGGCCUUCCCCCUCAUGCACUGUAAGGAGCGCGCCACCAACGACUGCUGGUUCUACUACACCUACGCCAUCAACAACGACACCGAGAACGAGGUGCACGUGGUGGAGACGCUCGAGUGCCCUACGGGUCCUGACAUCAUUCCCAUCGUCGCGGGCGUGGUGGCGGGCAUCGUGCUGAUAGGCCUGGCGCUGCUCCUCAUCUGGAAGCUGCUCAUGAUCAUCCAUGACAGGAGGGAGUUCGCCAAGUUCGAGAAGGAGAAGAUGAACGCCAGAUGGGACACGCAAGAUAAUCCCAUAUACAAGAGUCCUAUUAAUAAGUUCCAGAAUCCAAACUAUGGACGCAAAGCUGUGGCUCUAUAAGUUUUGAGGCGAGAAUCCCAUCUACAAGAGUGCUGUGACAACUGUGGUCAAUCCCAAAUAUGAGGGCAAAUGACGGAGCCUCUGUUCUCUCAAUACAACACUGUAUGCAAAAUAGUCCACGGGAGGGGACGGGCAAAGGCGGGUGGGUUUUUUUUGUUUGUUUGCUUGUUUUGUUUUUUGUUUGUCUUUUCCUUUUUUUUCCCCAGUUUAAUUUGUUUUUGUAGAUACAGUAUUAUCAUAGCAUUAGGUCACUCUUUCCGUAUGUUUUACUAAUCAUAGUUUUAUUUUGUUUAGUUUUUUCUAUGCAUCAUUUGGGGGAUAAAAUGUACAGUAUGUGUAAACAUGGAAUUUACGAUUUCAGUUUUUCGGCGUUGAUACUUUUAAAUCGUCUGAAAUUGUUUUGCCACAGGACUGGCAAGGAGACCUAAGGUCAUAUUGUGCCUUUCACAGAACACAACCCGUACGGACAGGGGGAUUCAUUUUAUACAUGGAAUUUUAGGCAGUGUCAUAUGGGACCUGAGUUUAGAACAAGACCUCUAGCGUUGCGCAUCAUGAAGUGGCCCAAACAGCCAUACAGUGGUGCAGUGUGGGGUUGUGUGUUAGUAGAUUCUGUUCUGAAUAAAGAUGCAAAUAAGGAGAUUCUUUUCUUUUUCAUUAUUAGAAUUAUUAUUAUUGAAACAUUCGAUGGAAAUGUUAAAAUGUGAGGAAAAAUAUUUGUCAACAGAAUCAUGUCAGUUAAAAUAAUAGGCAGCAGUGUACUGGAAGUAGGUAGAAAUUUCUCAUGUAAAAAAACUCAGGUCCUUUUCGGUGUUCAAAUUUUAAGCUAUACCAAAUAUAGCUGCCGUAUUUGCCUUAUUUGAUUUGUUUUGCAUCAAUCGCCUUAAGCUAAUUUGUUUUUGAAAGGGUACAGAAUGCCUCAGCGGUCAGAGCUUGCGUGUUUGUAUUUUUGUAUUGUUGUUGUUUAUUUGUUGCAUUCUGAAGUGAAGAGGCUUGGUCACUCUUUUCCACAUGGAACAUGAACAUGAACCAGCACAUUACUGUUUGAAGAUCAGUGUUAAGGGAAAGGCCCUCUUGGACUCUUAAAGACUUUUAACGGCACAUGUACUCCACGCGUUGUUUUCCUGUUUAAAGUGCCUUUUUCUUUCUGCAUUAUGUUCACUUUUGCAAUACUGUCUCUGAAGUUAUUUAUUAAAGUACCAAAAAUGACCAUUA